Messenger RNA from Sinocyclocheilus anshuiensis, 1189 nucleotides. RefSeq names its product folate receptor (gene folr). Gene Ontology annotation, molecular function: signaling receptor activity. The record is from RefSeq and is a predicted model, not a curated record. The transcript has 6 exons. Lineage: Eukaryota; Metazoa; Chordata; Actinopteri; Cypriniformes; Cyprinidae. Gene Ontology annotation, cellular component: external side of plasma membrane. Bases 283 to 1023 code for a protein of 246 amino acids.
CCCGGAAACACACCAUCCAGCGCUCUUUAGUUCCGCCGCUCACUGAAAGCGAGUGCCUGCUGAAGAGGGAGAAAUCUUGAGGUUCAGGAGUCCACGAGGCACGAGGCAGGUCAGAGUGACUGUACAGUGAGGACAGAGGAGGCGUCUCAUUACUGUAGUCAUCACUCUUCAGGAGUCUUCAUGUAGACUUUGAUCCGCUGAAGCAGCGACAUUCACACAGUCCUGAACCUCCUGGAAAAUAAAGAGCAUUAGCUGCCUUUAACUUCAGAUUCUACCGGCAACAUGGACAUUUCUCUUUCAAGGCUGCUGUUGUUUCUGGUGUUGCUGAUAGCGCUGCUGUCCUGUGUUUCUGCUGUAGACAAACUCAACAUGUGUAUGGAUGGAAAACACCAGAUAUCAGAGCCCAGACCAGAGGGACAGCUGUAUCAGCAGUGUGCUCCGUGGAAAGAUAACGCCUGCUGCACAGCGAACACCACAGAAGAAGCUCAUCAGGAUAAUUCAUACCUGUACAACUUCAACUGGAAUCACUGCGGCAUUAUGAGCGACAAAUGUAAGGAACACUUCAUUCAGGACACGUGUUUCUACGAGUGCUCGCCGCACCUGGGGCCCUGGAUUCAGCCGGCCAGCGAGUCGUGGCGUAAGGAGCGUAUCGUGGACGUGCCGCUGUGUCUGGAGGACUGUGAGAGCUGGUUUGAGGACUGUAAGGAUGACUUCACCUGUAAAGAGAACUGGCAUAAGGGCUGGGACUGGAGCUCGGGCAUUAACCGCUGUCCGCGCGACUCUCACUGCAGCCGCUGGACGGAGAUCUUCCCCAGCGCUCAGGACAUGUGUGAGAAGAUCUGGUCAAACUCCUACAAGUACACCACGCUCACCAAAGACAGCGGCCGCUGCAUGCAGAUGUGGUUCACGGGUCCGAACCCCAACAGAGAGGUGGCUGAGUAUUACCUGAGUGGCGGUCCGGAGACGGUUGCCAUGGCAACAGGCCUGCAGGUGUUUGUGCUGCUCGUGAUGCAGCUGCGCUGACCGGAUCACAGUCACACCUGAGAAUAAACAUCUAAAGAUCUAAAGACCAACGCAAUGCAGGACUGUUGAUUUUCUGUGCAUGUAUCUAAGCCAAAGCAGAAUUCAAAAUGUUUGUUUAUGAUAAGCCACUUUCAUGUGCUAAACCAUGUGACUUUGAGUAAUAUGA